Mustela lutreola (European mink) is the source of this 4002-nucleotide messenger RNA. It is a transcript of the gene KCNJ5, whose product is annotated as potassium inwardly rectifying channel subfamily J member 5. Gene Ontology annotation, biological process: potassium ion import across plasma membrane; regulation of monoatomic ion transmembrane transport. The coding region runs from base 794 to 2053 and encodes 419 amino acids. Lineage: Eukaryota; Metazoa; Chordata; Mammalia; Carnivora; Mustelidae. Gene Ontology annotation, cellular component: plasma membrane. The record is from RefSeq and is a predicted model, not a curated record. The transcript is spliced from 3 exons. Gene Ontology annotation, molecular function: G-protein activated inward rectifier potassium channel activity.
GGGAGCGGGGAGCAGGUGGCCCCAUGCAGAAUGGGAAAUUCUGAGACGUCUGAGACAAACAGCCCUUCGGAUGACCCUUCAAUACGGUAUUUUAAAGGUUACCUUGAAAUUGCCACAACCACCAAGGCAGCAAAGAGAAAGGUCUGCAGGGAACAUCUGACUUUCCACGAUGGGUGAGAUCUUCCUCUUGGCUCAUAGAACAUUCAACCGGGUAGUUCUACCAGGUUCCCUGUUUCCCGGGAGUGGGGCUGCCUGUGAAAUGAAGACAAGCCUGCUUGUGAAGAUGAAGAGCUGAGUAAGAGCAUCCCCUGAGGUGGAUUCCUCCCGGAUCAGAAGCUCAUAGAACUUUCUGGAGUGAGCACCUCUUCAGUCUAAGCAGGAGCCACAGAACUUCGAUGUCUGCAAGCCAUCAUAUGGUGGGGACCUUGAGACCCCAGGCUGGAGCAGAUAACCUAGAUUCAAACCCUAACUCGGCCACGUAACUACUUGAGCUUUGUCUUUGCCUGAAGAUUGGAGGGAGCGUGGCAUUUCUGCUCUAAUACCUUUGUUGUGAGCUCAUAUAAAUGAGCUAAUGCAUAUACAUUUCUUAGCACAGGGCCUGCUUGUGAAUGCUCAGAAAUGCAAGCUGUGGAGCUUAUAAGCUUAUUAGCUGUGGAGAUUCUCAUGGUCUUUCCUGGCUGCAUCAGAGUCUUAAAGUAUUUUCAACGGAGUGUGCAGAAUAUCAGAAAAACAGCAGACUGUUCCAGAUGUGUGGGUGUUUCUUUAAAGGGUGGCAUAAACUCCAAAACAUGCUAUGGCUGGCGAUUCUAGGAAUGCUAUGAACCAGGACAUGGAGAUUGGAGUCACUCCCAGGGACCCGAAGAAGAUUCCCAAACAGGCCCGCGAUUACAUCCCCAUCGCCACCGACCGCACUCGCCUGCUAGCGGAAGGCAAGAAGCCCCGCCAGCGCUACAUGGAAAAGAGUGGCAAGUGCAACGUUCACCAUGGCAACGUCCAAGAAACCUACCGAUACCUGAGCGACCUCUUCACCACCCUGGUGGACCUCAAAUGGCGCUUCAACCUGCUGGUCUUCACCAUGGUCUACACCGUUACUUGGCUGUUCUUUGGUUUCAUUUGGUGGCUGAUUGCUUACAUCCGGGGUGAUCUGGACCAUGUUGGUGACCAAGAGUGGAUUCCUUGUGUUGAAAACCUCAGUGGCUUUGUGUCUGCCUUCCUGUUCUCCAUUGAGACUGAAACCACCAUCGGGUAUGGCUUUCGGGUGAUCACAGAGAAGUGUCCAGAGGGAAUCAUACUUCUCUUGGUCCAGGCCAUCCUCGGCUCCAUCGUCAAUGCCUUCAUGGUGGGGUGCAUGUUUGUCAAGAUCAGUCAGCCAAAGAAGAGAGCAGAGACCCUCAUGUUCUCCAACAACGCGGUUAUCUCCAUGCGGGACGAGAAGCUCUGUCUCAUGUUCCGGGUGGGGGACCUUCGCAACUCCCACAUUGUGGAGGCCUCGAUCCGCGCCAAGCUCAUCAAGUCCCGGCAGACCAAAGAAGGGGAGUUCAUCCCCCUGAACCAGACGGACAUCAACGUGGGCUUCGACACUGGGGAUGACCGUCUCUUCCUGGUGUCUCCACUCAUCAUCUCCCAUGAGAUCAAUGAGAAGAGCCCUUUCUGGGAGAUGUCUCGGGCCCAGCUGGAUCAGGAGGAAUUUGAAGUUGUGGUCAUUCUAGAAGGGAUGGUGGAGGCAACAGGCAUGACCUGCCAAGCACGGAGCUCCUACAUGGAUACCGAGGUGCUCUGGGGCCACCGAUUUACGCCGGUCCUCACACUGGAAAAGGGUUUCUAUGAGGUGGACUACAACACCUUCCACGACACGUAUGAGACCAACACGCCCAGCUGCUGUGCCAAGGAGCUGGCGGAGAUGAAGCGGGAAGGCCGGCUCCUCCAGUACCUCCCGAGCCCUCCCCUGCCGGGGGGCUGUGCUGAAACAGAGCUCGAUACAGAGGCUGAGCAGGAGGGAGAGGAUGAGCCUGAGGGUCUGAGUGGGUCCCGGGAGAACAGGGGCUCUGUGUGAGGAUGGUACUUGCCCUAGGACCUCCCCUCCCUGGCUUCUGAGCACAGCCCCUGCUGCAGAGCCAGUGGAGGAGGGGGUGAAGGAGCUGAGUUUGGGCCGGGGGGGGGGGGGGUGUCACCAGGAGCCAUAGACUCUGUGGGGAGGAACAGUAUAUGCCAUCCUGGAAUGUCUCAGCUCAUGCCUCCCUGAACAGGUGGCCCCUGGCCUGGGCCCCUGAGACCGUGCUGCCUCUUCCCUCCCAGCUUCCAUCAGCGUGGCUCAGGGCCAGGCCGAGAUGGGGUUCCUCACAGGGUGGCCUCUGUCUCCACACACACGUCCCUCUGCCCAUGGGCUGGGAUCCCCUCCCUCCUUGGGUCUCACAGACUGAUCUGCAGCUCUCCUUCCAGGGCUGAUUCAUGGAGAGGGCUGUCCCCCUCUGCCCCUCACUCCCACCACCCCGAGGAUUACUGUGGGCUCCGCGGGGAGAAAUUCUGCCUGCCCAGAAAUGCCACCCCCUGGUCCCAGGAUGAGCUCACAGACCUCACGGUCAAGGAAGGUCCACGCAAGUCAGGCAGGCAAUGCCUCUCAGCUCCCACACCCACGUCCCUUUCCUGAGAGCCACAGAGGACAAGGCCCAGAAGGAAUGAUCUGUUCUCAUCCAUGAAGCUUGUGCAUCUCCUAUGCUGUGUCCCUCGUGUCACGUGUAGCCUACCAGAGAGCCGAUCUCCUUUGAGUGACCCUCAGACAGUGGCUUGGGUCACAACACACCUCCGAGCACAUGUGGCAUUGUCGUUGGCUGCAUCCUGGCCAUGCCUGACUGCACGGGGGCCCACGGCUCCCAGCUGUCGGACAGCCCAGCAGCCCAUUCCUUUCUGGUACUUUCGGCCCCAGAAUCUCAAAGUACUCGUAGCCUUCACCAUAGCCCUCUUCUACCGCCUCAGCCAGGGGUGUGGUCCAGGAACAAAGCUGGGGUUCCAAAGGCAAGAUGAGCCGGCCAGAACUGAAACCAGGAGCAGGGAGAACAGAGGGGUGAGGAAUUAAAUGUUUGAAAUAAGCAUCUGCACCAGUCACUGCAGAGACAUUCUGACUUCAGGCUCCAUGCUCCUGUCUGGGGAGAGGCACAGCGAGGGGGGCCCGGGGUGACCUGGCCUCCAGACCCAGCUGAGAAACCCCUGGGCCUCCUGCCUGCCGGCUGGGCCAGGAGAACCCGGGUAAGGUCUCAGGAGAAGGAGGAAGGGAAGGAAACGGGUGAGGGCAAUCCGUGGGAGAAUUGGGAAGCCCGGGACCCUCGAGAGAAAAGAGAAAAGAGCAGAGGAGGACCUUGAGAAGGACAACUUGCAGAUGGCUUUUCUUUUCCAGUCUGGAGGCCCAGGAAGUGGACAGGCGGACAGGCAGACUCAUGCCAAUGAGGCGUGUCUGUUAUGUCUUACGGCAACAGGCUCCUGAUUAGCCGACCUAGACCCGGACAGAGCUCUCAAAUGUUUCCUGGCCACAGAAUUAUGGAGCCACAGAACUAGGAUUUUCAUAGCUCUCAGCUUGGCCUUUGGUAAUGGAAGCAUUCUCCUGCUUGCUACAAAGCGCCUUCCCUGGGAGUGAGAGCUGCACCGGAGGGAGACAGAAAGUUAAGGCCGAGAGAAGUGGACAGCUUUGGGAUCUUGGGCCCACAUUCCCUGAGGCUGGGUGUUCUAGGUCGUGCGGUGGGGAACUGCCCCUCAUGGGGCUGCCAUAGGCAGAGGAAGGGGAUCCUUGUGCUUGGGCACCUGGCCGGGACCUCGAGAGGAGGCACAGGGACACAGGGAGGAAAGCGAAGCUGCUCCUGCCCAGAACCUGGGGCUGAAUCCUGAUUCCAGGCAUUUUCCUUUGAGAAACAGGGCCAGAGGGAAUGGAGAAUGUACUGGAAUCCUGCCCUCAUGGAAAGGGGAAGCAGGCAGCCUCGAGCCCCAAAGCAGGGAACUGCACGCUAUCAGGCA